UUUUUUAAACCGAGUUCCUUAACAAAACGGGUAGCAUUCCCAGUUUUGGGAGCCGAAUAGAAAAAGGCGUACUCAAAGCUUAAUCGAAUGGCGGCGAAAAAGAGCCGGUCUCCCGAUGAUGGCGCAAGUUAAUAUAAGUUGGAAGAUCAAACGAGACUCGAGAAUAUGUUUGAAUUUCAGAGAACAGGUGAUGGAUCAUAGGGAAGCCUUUACUGUAAAAAUAAUGAUGCGGUGGUGGGUUUUGUUACUGUCGUUGCCUUGCACAAUCCACGCCUCCUCUGAAUCAAUCAACACAUUCAAAGCAGAUGGGAGUGUGUUAGAGCUCGACGAUUCCAAUUUUGAUUCCGCCAUCUCUACUUUCGACAAUCUACUCGUUGAUUUUUAUGCCCCAUGGUGUGGUCACUGCAAACGACUCUCUCCUGAGUUAGAUGCUGCUGCUCCUGUGCUUGCAGCAUUGGACAAACCCAUUGUGAUUGCCAAAGUAAAUGCGGACAAGUACACUAGCCUCCGUUCAAAAUAUGAUGUGGAUGGUUAUCCUACUUUAAAGAUGUUUAUGCAUGGGUACCCAGUAGACUACUCAGGCCCACGAAAAGCUGACUUGCUUGUUCGUUUCCUAAAGAAGUUUGUCGCAGCUGAUGUUUCAAUUCUGGAAUCAGAUUCUUCUAUCAGUAAUUUUGUUGAAGCAGCAGGGACAUAUUUCCCAAUUUUCAUUGGCUUUGGAUUGAAUGAAUCCUUGAUAAAAGAGUAUGCCAAGUCAUAUAAGAAAAGGGCAUGGUUUUCCAUAGCAAAGGAGUUUUCUGAUGAUGUUAUGGAAACAUACAAUUUUGACAAGGUUCCUGCUUUGGUUUCACUUCAUCCAGGCUAUAAUGACCAAGGGGUUUUCUAUGGACCUUUUGAAGAUCAGUUCUUGGAAGAGUAUAUCAAGCAAAGUUUAUUGCCUUUAUGUGUGCCCGUGAAUUAUGACACACUUAAAUUAUUUAGGGAUGAGGAGAGGAAGAUCGUUGUAACAAUAGUGAAGGAUGAAUUGGAGGAUAAAUCACAGAGAUUAAUCAAAACAUUGAGAGCUGCGGCAUCUGCAAACCGUGACCUAGUUUUUGGUUAUGUUGGAGCUAUACAGUGGGAAGAAUUUGUUGACACAUUUGAUGUUAAUAAAAAGACAGAGCUUCCAAAGAUGGUUGUGUGGGAUGGCAGUGAACAAUACUUAUCUGUUGUGGGUUCUGAAAAUAUCAAUGAAGAAGAAGACCAAGGCACCCAAAUAAGCCGUUUCCUUGAAGGAUACAGAGAAGGGAGAACGAUUCAGAAAAGCAUCAGUGGGCCCUCUUUCAUUGGUUACAUCAAUUCCCUUAUCGGCAUGAGGACUGUGUACCUUAUCAUCUUUGUAGUUGCGGUUGUUAUGCUUAUCCAAACCCUGAGUGGACCAGAUGAUGAUGAUCGUGGACAAACUCGGAGAGAGAUUGCAGAAAGUUCUGAAAGUUCACGUUCAGAAAUCAAAGAUGGUGAAGGCUAUCAGCCUGGGGAUAAGGAAGACUAAGAUGUUUUUGCUAAAAUUAUUUUCCUUCUCACUUCUACUUCGGAUACAGGUCAGGCAGGUCUCCGAAGGUUCCUUCGAGUGGGUCUCACUGUCUUCGUCUCAUGGAGACUCUUGGAUUCCAAAAUGAGUUAUCAUCUAAACCUAUCGAUUAUUAGACGGUACAGCAAAAUGAAUUGGGGUUCCAUAACUUUAAAAUGAGUGAUCCAAUGAGGUUUUUCAACAUAGUUUCUGGUAGAUGAAGUAAGAUAGUAUUUUUAUUCAGGAUUGAGUCUAGUUUUUGUUAUGUUUUUAUCUCCUUUCUUGUAGCAAAUUUCAGUUGUUUAUGGAUGUAAGAGGACCUGACACAGCGGGUAUUUUUUAUUUAAUAGGAUUUGGACUUGUUCUUUCUUUUUUC
Molecule: messenger RNA, 1925 nt
Organism: Amborella trichopoda
Lineage: Eukaryota; Viridiplantae; Streptophyta; Magnoliopsida; Amborellales; Amborellaceae
Gene: PDIL5-2
Product: PDI-like 5-2
Biological process (GO): response to endoplasmic reticulum stress; protein folding
Cellular component (GO): endoplasmic reticulum
Molecular function (GO): protein disulfide isomerase activity
Source: RefSeq, a predicted model, not a curated record